UCUCUCUCCUCUCCCACUUCACCCUCGCGAUCUCUCUCCCCACCACCUCGCCGCGCCUCCGCCUCCGCCUCCGCCAUGGAGGUGUUCUACUACCUCGUCUUCGGCGGGCUCGCCGCCGUCGUGGCGGCGCUGGAGCUCGGGAAAUCCAGCAAGGACCGCGUCGCCACCACCCCGGCCUUCAACGCGUUCAAGAACAACUACAUCCUUGUCUACUCGCUCAUGAUGUCUGGGGAUUGGCUGCAGGGGCCGUACGUGUACUACCUCUACAGCCAGUACGGCUUCGACAAGGGUGAUAUUGGGCGCCUCUUCAUCGCCGGCUUCGGCUCCUCCAUGCUCUUCGGCACCAUCGUCGGAUCCCUCGCCGAUAAGCAGGGGAGGAAGAGGGCGUGCAUUACCUACUGCAUAAGCUACAUCCUGAGCUGCAUCACGAAGCACUCGCCUGAGUACAAGAUCCUGAUGAUUGGCCGCGUGCUUGGAGGUAUCGCCACAUCGCUGCUCUUCUCGGCGUUCGAGUCGUGGCUUGUCGCGGAGCACAACAAGAGAGGAUUUGAUCCGCAAUGGCUGUCGUUAACAUUCUCCAAGGCUAUAUUUCUUGGGAAUGGCCUAGUUGCCAUUGUCGCUGGGCUAUUUGCAAAUCUGUUGGCAGAUAACUUGGGUUUUGGGCCUGUUGCUCCAUUUGAUGCUGCUGCUUGCUUCCUAGCAAUAGGCAUGGCGAUCAUCUUGUCAACAUGGAGUGAGAACUAUGGUGAUACAUCUGACAACAAGGAUUUGAUAGCGCAGUUCAAGGUUGCAGCCAAAGCAAUUGCUUCAGAUGAAAAGAUUGCACUGCUGGGAGCUAUACAGUCACUGUUUGAGGGUUCAAUGUACACUUUUGUUUUCCUGUGGACUCCUGCUUUGAGCCCAAAUGAUGAAGAAAUUCCUCAUGGCUUCAUAUUUGCUACAUUCAUGCUCUCCUCUAUGUUGGGUAGCUCAAUUGCCUCCCGUUUAUUAGCUCGGAAGCUGAAGGUUGAAGGUUAUAUGCAGAUUGUGUUUUCAAUAUCAGCUAUUACUCUUUUCCUCCCUGUUGUCACUAACUUCCUAGUACCUCCCUCAUCAGUCAAAGGUGGUAGCAUCUCAUUUGGAGGCUGCCUACAGCUCCUUGGUUUCUGUAUAUUUGAAUCCUGUGUUGGCAUAUUCUGGCCAUCAAUCAUGAAGAUGAGGUCCCAAUAUAUUCCUGAGGAGGCAAGAAGCACAAUCAUGAAUUUCUUCCGCAUACCACUCAACCUGUUUGUUUGUGUGGUGCUUUACAAUGUGAAUGCAUUCCCAAUCACUGUCAUGUUUGGCAUGUGUGCUAUUUUCCUUUUCAUGGCAGCAAUCUUGCAGAGGCGACUGAUGGUUGUCUCUGAUAUUCACAGAUCAACAAAAGCUGUAGAGAUGACUGGGGAGGACGAACCACUAAACCCAUAGAAGAGAAGACAAUAUAGAUGUGAAUUGGACAUGAAAACCGCCUCCAACUUGAGCUGCUUUACACUGGGCUGCUGAAUAAGCUGGAAAUCAGCCGGCUGGAAUGCAACGUAGUAGUUUAGUGUGCUUGUAGGUAGCCUCAUUCAUUUUUGUCAGGAGAGAGGACACGAUCCAGAAAAUAUUGAGCUACAGGCGGCACAGUAACGCCUUUCAUAGGUCUCCAUCCCAAUCUUUUCCACUUUCUUCUCGAGUGUGAUGAUCGAAGCUGUAACCAUUUAGUAGUGUAACAAAUUUGACGGUUGUUCCCAUUGUUAGUACGAUGAGUGAAUCUGUUUUGUUGAAAAUGCUU
Messenger RNA from Oryza brachyantha (malo sina), 1792 nucleotides. RefSeq names its product molybdate-anion transporter. NCBI's taxonomy places the organism in Eukaryota, Viridiplantae, Streptophyta, Magnoliopsida, Poales, Poaceae. Gene Ontology annotation, biological process: molybdate ion transport. Gene Ontology annotation, cellular component: membrane. The record is from RefSeq and is a predicted model, not a curated record. The transcript has 8 exons. Bases 76 to 1446 code for a protein of 456 amino acids. Gene Ontology annotation, molecular function: molybdate ion transmembrane transporter activity.